Thamnophis sirtalis is the source of this 2337-nucleotide messenger RNA. NCBI's taxonomy places the organism in Eukaryota, Metazoa, Chordata, Lepidosauria, Squamata, Natricidae. The record is from RefSeq and is a predicted model, not a curated record.
AAUCGUCAUAAAUAUGAGUCAGUUGCCAGGUGUCCAGACAUUGAUCACAUGAACAUGAGGAUUUUGCAACAUUGAACUGAACUAUUGUAAGUCGAGUACUACCUGUACUAAAGGUCAUACCUGAGAGCACCUGAGAUGUGUACCUCUUGUCUUGAAUCAGCUGAUAGCACAACAGGAACAGAUUCUUCAUAGUAUCAAAUAGAUAAACAAAUUUUUGGGUAAUGAAAUGACUGCAAGAAAACAACCAAUUUCAGAGAGCAGUAAGGACCCCUCAUUAAAAUCCCAAGUUACAGAUAUUUUCCUUUAUUAGAUUACAAAAUGUCCUUCAAAGAGCCGUCUGUUUCUUUUUUGCGUGAGAAAUUUGAUUCAUUUCCAUUUCUUUUUGUUACAUCUUUGAUUUCAUGUGUUCUUUUGAUCACAGGAAAAUUUAUUGGAAAUUUGGAAAAUAUUACAUUCACUGAAGACUUUCUUGGAAGCAAAGAGCAUGGUGGAUUUCUGUUCGUUACACCCACAUUUCAGAAGUUAGAUGAUCUCAUGCUAUCUUCAAAUCCCCUUUUAUGUGGCAUUCUUAUUCAUAAACAGGAAGUACCUUGGGCAAAAGUUUUUCCUAUUCGCCUUAUGUUGAGAUUAGGAGCUGAAUAUGGGGUCUAUCCAACUCCAUUGACAAGUAUCAGACAUAGAAAGCCACUGUUUGGAAAAAUAGGCCAUACAGUCAUGGAUUUACUUGUUGACCUUAGAAAUUAUCAAUAUACAUUACAUACAAUAGAUAAUUUAUUUAUCCAUAUGGAAAUGGGUAGAAGUUACAUUAAAAUACCUCUGAGGAAAUAUAAUGAUGUAAUGAAAGUAAUAAACACUUCUAAUGAACAUGUUAUUAGCAUUGGGGCAAGUUUUAAUUAUCAAGCUGAUUCCCACUUAGUUUGUGUACAAAACGAGGAUGGAAUAUAUCAAACACAAGCGAACAGUGCCACUGGAGAUCCUAGGAAAAGUAAGUAUCAUUCUGUACAAUAUUGAGCUCAUGUUUUGGCUGGGACUUUAACCAAGCAUGUCUAAAGACAGUUCUCCGUAAGUUUGUGCAGUAUGUGCAGUUCCCCACCAGAGGGAAGAACACUUUAGACUGUAUGUACUUUAACUUGAAACAGGCUUACAGAGCAAUUCUCCUCCCUCACCUGGGUACAUAACCCAAAUAGUCAUGGAUUCUGACCAUCUUUCUCUGCUGUUAUGCCCGAAGUAUAGUAUAGUCUUUAUUGUCAUUGUACAAAAUAAUUAACAACGAAAUUGGUUUUAGCCUCACUGGUGAAAAAUUAUAGCAGAAGGAAAAAAGAAAAAGAAAGAAAAAGACCCUAGUCAUACGUUUCCAUGUGUGCAAGAAGUGAUUGUGGUUGUGUUUAAGAGUCUGACAGCCCAAGGAUGUCCCUCUAAGGAAAAGAACCCAGCUAGUCUGGCCAGAGGGCGCUCUCAGUCAGCCGCAGGACUGUUUUGAAACCACUGAGUGGAACAUAUUCAAACAUCCAGAACUACAUGAAUACACCAAUGCCAUACUCUCUUACAUCAAAGUGUGCACAAACAACAUAACAGUCAACAAGUGCAUCAGAAUCUACGGGAAUUGUAAACCCUGGAUGACUGCAGAGGUACAGAUGCUUCUGAGAGCCCAGCAUUCCGCCUUUAAGGCAAGGGACAGUGACAAAUACAAAGAGGCCAGGGCAAAUCUAUGAAGAGGCAUUAAGAUGGCAAAACAAAAGUAUAAACAAAAUGUGGAGAACAAAAUCUAGCAGACAACAACCCAAAGCAAGUGUGGCAGGGACUGCCGCACCUAACCAACUAUAAGGGCAACAUGAGGAAGACAGUCAACUCUGAUGCCUCAUUGGUAGAGCAGUUGAAUAUCUUUUUCGUCUGCUACGAGGUGAAAAGAUCUGACCCCUGCCCGCCGGCCCUCUAACUCCCAGCUACUCACCUUGUAUGAACACCAAGUGAGAACUACAUUGAAGGCUGUGAACCCCAGCAAAGCUGCAGGUCCAUAUGGGGUGCUGGGGAUAGUAGUAAAGACUUGUGUCAACCAAUUAGCAGAGGUCCUGACAAGGAUCUUUAACAUCUCCUUGCAAAUGGCCAGUGUUCCAUCAUGCUUGAAAGUAGCCACUAUCAUCCCAAAGCCGAAAAAAACAGCAAUUAACUGCUUGAAUGACUACAGACCUUUUGCAUUAAAGUUUGUAGUGAUGAAGUGCUUCAAGAGAUUGGUUCUUCAACACCUUAGAUCAUGCCUCCCACCAAAUUUUGACCAAUACCAGUUUGCCUACAGGAGGAAUAGGUUGACAGACAAUGCCAUAGCUUCUGCUUUACAUU